Messenger RNA from Daucus carota subsp. sativus, 1104 nucleotides. Its product is annotated as SPX domain-containing protein 4-like. The record is from RefSeq and is a predicted model, not a curated record. Gene Ontology annotation, biological process: cellular response to phosphate starvation. The transcript is spliced from 3 exons. Lineage: Eukaryota; Viridiplantae; Streptophyta; Magnoliopsida; Apiales; Apiaceae. The coding region runs from base 213 to 740 and encodes 175 amino acids.
UGUCCCUUCCAGAGGUAGAGUUAGUCAUGUAAAACAACAAAGAUCCUAUAUCCUAUUGAAAUAUUCCAACUUGUUCAUUGUUUUUUCAGACAUUCCAUUGUUACAUUAUAAGCAACACCGUACGUUGAUGAUCUUGAACAAGUAUAUAAAUAUACGUUCAUGUUCUUCAUGUUGACAUCAAUACCUAAUUAAGUGAAUUUCUUGGUCAAGGGAUGAAAUUUGGGAAAGAAUUCAGGAUGCGUAUAGAAGAAAUUCUUCCUGCUUGGAGAGACCAUUAUUUGUGUUACAAAACCUUGAAAAAGAUUCUGAAGCGCUUUCCAUUUACAGUUGAUCAGGAGAACCGGUUUCUUGUGAUUCUCAAUCAAGAACUGAUAAAGAUUAAUGAUUUUUAUGUGGACGAGGAAGAAGAAUUUAUCAUCAGAUUUCAGGACUUGAAAGAGAGAACUGACAGAGUGAAGGAGAUGAUCAGAAAUGGAACGUUCAGAAGUGAACUCCGUGGUGAAAUAAUGGGCAUUCUUACUGAUUUUUUCACCAUUCAAGGGGAGUUGGUGGUGCUAAAAAACUAUUGCUUCUUGAACUAUCUUGGGCUAACAAAAAUAUUGAAGAAGCACGACAAAAUAACAGGGGGAUCAUUGCGUAUUCCAUUUAUCCAUCUGGUCCGUCGACAGCCCUACUUCACAGCAGAACCUCUCACAUUGCUACUCCAAGAUUGUCAGGCAAAUCUUGAAUUUCUCCUCUGAAGCAGAAGCUCAAGAAACCAGCCCAAGUUCUUAGAAAAGUGAUUAUUUGGGAAGAAUGUACAGUAUCAUGUGCACAUUGUAUAGACCAUGUGGAAUGGUGGGCAUUGUGCACUAUAUCAUCUAAUACUAUAUCUUAUUCUUCUGUAUUUCAUUCGUGUAAUGAGACAUGUAAUUUACGUUCAAAUCUGAACUAAAAAGCUUGUAUCAUAGCGUAUGUAAUAUUUAGCUACAUUAUAAUACUCGCAGGUGGAGUUUAAUGUAGCUUGAUAGUUGAUACUGAUAUUAUUAUCGUUUAGGUGGAAUAGCUGUUUGAAGCUCAGCAUGUUUGUAUAUGAUUGUGAGUAAAAUCUGUUCUGUUAUUCGA